Molecule: messenger RNA, 2843 nt
Organism: Photinus pyralis (common eastern firefly)
Lineage: Eukaryota; Metazoa; Arthropoda; Insecta; Coleoptera; Lampyridae
Gene: Trf2
Product: TATA box-binding protein-like protein 1
Exons: 4
Coding region: 361-1245 (294 amino acids)
Biological process (GO): DNA-templated transcription initiation
Molecular function (GO): general transcription initiation factor activity; DNA binding
Source: RefSeq, a predicted model, not a curated record
AUAAAUUUUCAUUCUAUUUUUGAACUCUUGCAAAUGAAUUGUUUACAGCGCACCCACUGGUGAUAUUCUGCACUAAAAUUCGCCAACAGCAAAGAACUGCUGACAUUGGUCACUGAAGUGAGGAGUAGUGUGGUAUAUCUUCUCACAGAAAAGUAUUGUAUAAUGAUUUCUUUUAAAUGAUGUUAUUUUCGUUUAAUUUGACACUUAAUUCUGUGGAAAUAGUUAAUUGGAAAAUUGCAUCUUACGAACGGCACACCGUUUAAACGUUCCUAAAAGAAAAGGCCUUCCCUUAACAAAUUGGCCCGUGUGUUUGUGCUUCUAGACUUGCUGACAAGCACAAGAAGUUCUCGGUAGAAGUAAAUGAAUAUUAUGGCAACUGCUGUUCAAAAGAAUAGCAUGAAGCCACUUUCCAAUGGGAACAACCUAAUUGUACAUCGGGAGGUUAAGGAAAUCCAAAAUAUAGACGAUUAUACCAACAUAGGACAAUGCAUAGAUAGUAAUUACACGGAACAGUUCGAGCAAGUGCCGAAUGAAAACAUUACGGAGCAAAUCGAAUCUGAAGCGGAACCGGAAAUUGAUAUUGUAAUAAAUAAUGUAGUGUGUAGUUUUAGUGUGCGUUGUCAUUUAAAUCUUCGCGAGAUUGCUUUGACUGGUAUGAAUGUCGAAUACCGACGCGAGAACGGCAUGAUUACGAUGAAAUUACGUAGACCAUAUACUACCGCGACGAUUUGGUCUUCGGGUAAAGUCACGUGCACCGGUGCUACUAGUGAGGAUCAAGCUAGAAUUGCUGCGCGUCGAUUCGCUCGUUGUUUACAAAAGUUAGGGUUUAAGGUACAUUUUAAUAAUUAUAGGGUGGUCAAUGUUCUUGGAACGUGCUCCAUGCCUUUCGCCAUUAAAAUAAAUUCGUUCUCAGAGAGACACAAAGAGGCUGAUUAUGAACCUGAAUUACAUCCUGGCGUGACGUACAAACUGAAAGAUCUAAGAGCAACUUUAAAAAUAUUUUCUACUGGCAGUGUCACUGUGACCGCUCCGAGUGUGGCAGGUGUUCAAGCGGCCAUCGAAUACAUAUUUCCACUUGUCUACGAAUUUCGUAAGGAACGUACGGCCGAAGAAAUAGCGAUGCUGCACGCCGUUAAAAAGAGACGCUUGGCAGGCGGCAUUAGUGUCGACGUAUAUAACGGUCCGUGCAAGGGAGAGAACGAUAACACCGAACAGACGGAAUGCGAGACUGAAGAUACAUGGUAAUAUUCCCAGUCGCGUUUUGGUCACUGCCACAGAAAUGAUAAUGUGCAAGCGGAUUAUAUUUUUAUUGUGAUUAAAAGCAAUUAUUGACAUUAUGAAAUUUAUUGUUUUGUUUAUAAUGGAGUUGGUGGUUUUAAAAGUAGUAAAUUUCUACUAAAUUUUUUAUGAAAUUAAAAUUUAGUUAACAUUUAAUGGUGUCGAUUUUUAAAAUCAUGAACUCGAAAGUAUUUAUGUACUGUUACUAGUAAAUAUAGAUAGCAUCAUUGUUCAUUAUUUAACACAAAUCAUUAUUUAUUGUACAUUUUCUCAAGCAUACAUACAUAGAGCUGUUAGACUGAGCAUAAUAAUUACUCAAAUUAUUUGUGAUUGUUUUAGAAUGAGUAUUUUUCAUUUUAACUCUGUGUAACAAUUACACAUAUUAUACAACUUGUGUCAAGUAAUAAAUUUCGUACAUUUUAUUCUUGCAAAAUUACUCGAAUUUGAUAUUAAGACAAUUUUAGUUUUUAUACGCAGAAAUUGAAUUAUAAAUAGCUGUAAAGAAUUACCUUUAGGCUCAUUAAUUGUAUAUCGACCUUUUAGUUUGAUUAGCAUAUGCAUGCAAGUGUCUGCUCUGAAAUGUGUUAGUAAUACAGGGUGAAAACAAUGUAAAUUCUAAAAAUGAGGUGGUUAAACAAAUACGAAGGGUUUCAGUGAAACGCUUUACAAUUACAUACUGCUUCACUCUCGUUUUGAUAUUUAUGUAGCGUAGACUCAAUGUAAAUAUUUCAUUUUAUUUACUUACAUAGUGCUUGAAGACCACAUUGCAAUUUAACUAUAGAAAAGCGUAAUGAUUUAUAUUAUUGGGUGUAUCUAAUUUAGGGAAAAGGAAUAAGAGUUUUAUAAUCUGAAAAAGGCCAGUUUGUACAUCAAUAAGCAUUUGACUGCCUAUCUCUAGCUCGAUAGUAAUUUAAAAUGUAGGUAACGAUUUAUAGCGAGAUAUUUUGUAGGAGAGUACUUGCUUGCGUUAAAAAAAAAUUAAUCAAAUUUGUCGACGAAAGGCCUAACACGCAAAAUUCGGGCCUCGCAUUACAAAAUGAUGUGUUCUACUUUAUAUAUCAAUUCCAUUUUUUGAUAUUUCUCUUUUAUUAUCUCAUAUUUACAUAAAUCGUUCUUUUUAUACUUAUCGUUGGGUAUGUUCAGUUGUUAAUUACCUUUCGAGUAUCAUCAUGUCAUUUUGAAUAAUAUCUACAUAAGCAAUUUUCGAUCCCCGUGCGCCUUAACUCUCAAAUCAAUAAUUAUAUAAUAAUAAAUUGAAGUAAGUAAUAAGAUUAAUCUGUGUUAUUGUAAAUAUUAUUUAUAAGCAAAAGUGCAGGUCGGCAUUUAAUUGAUGUUGCAUUCUUGCUCACAUUGUGACAUAUGUUUUAUCAUGAUUGAAAACAUUCGUUGAAAAUACUAAGCCAUCAGUUUUUAUUUUACCUCGGCAAGCUUGGUAUGUUCGACAUACUCGUCCAACUGUAUCUUUGUUCCUUGUGGAUGUUAUAUGUGUAAUCAUGUUUACCAAAAAUAAAUUUAGUUUAGUUGUAACGAACUGUUUUUAUGUUAUUAUUCUUAUUGUAAUUCAA